AACUCUUCAUCUCGCGCCUGCCCGACUUCCUCCCAGCACAUUCCUGUACUUCACCUGCGUCCAUACUGCCCACAGACCCAGUCUUCCAAGCCUGCUGCUGCCCCCUGCAAGCCCCUCAAGUUGGGUCUUGACACGGUGCCUGCAGGUAUCUCUAGCCUGGGGCUAGAGGGUGCCCUACAGACACAUAGCCCUAACACCUCAGCGGGCCACCCCUCAAAGGUGGCCAGGCCCCCAGCGGCUGAUCCAAGUGCUGCCCCUGCCCCCAGCCCUGCUGGCUCCUAGUCCCACUGGCUCCCCGGAUGCCUGGCUGAGACACAGCAGUGAUUCAAGCUGCCCACACCUCCUUCUGACCCCUGAGGUUUGUACUGCAACAGACAACUCCUUGGACACCAGGCAGCUAACGGACACAGCUGCCAGUCCGAGCAGCAGUGGCAUGGGCAGCGCCAGCCCAGGCCUGAGCAGCGUUCCCCCAAGUCACCUCCUGCUGCCCCCCAACACGGCAUCAAGGACAGGCUUGGAGAAGGUAGCAGCAGGGGUGGUAGGUACCGAGAGGCAGGACUGGACCCCCAGCCCACCUACCACACCCGAGCAGGGCCUGUCUGCCUUCUACCUCUCCUACUUUGACAUGCUGUACCCUGAGGAUAGCAGCUGGGCUACCAAGGACCCUGGGGCCAGCACUCAGGAGGAGACACCUGAGGAGCCUGAACAGUGCCCAGUCAUUGAUAGCCAAGCCCCAGGGGGCAGCCUGGACUUGGUGCCAGGUGGGCUGACCCUGGAGGAGCACUCACUGGAGCAGGUGCAGUCCAUGGUGGUGGGUGAAGUGCUCAAGGACAUCGAGACAGCCUGCAAGCUGCUCAACAUCACUGCAGACCCUGUGGACUGGAGUCCUGGCAAUGUUCAGAAGUGGCUCCUGUGGACAGAGCACCAGUACCGGCUGCCCCCUGUGGGCAAGGCCUUCCAGGAGCUAGGGGGCAAGGAGCUAUGUGCCAUGUCAGAAGAGCAGUUCCUCCAGCGCUCGCCCCUGGGCGGGGAUGUGCUGCAUGCCCACCUGGACAUCUGGAAAUCAGCCUCAACCAGUGAGGAGAGCUGGACUGACAACGAGGUGGACUCAUCCUGCUCCGGGCAGCCCAUCCACCUGUGGCAGUUCCUCAAGGAGCUGCUGCUCAAGCCCCACAGCUACGGCCGCUUCAUCAGGUGGCUCAACAAGGAGAAGGGCAUCUUCAAAAUUGAAGACUCUGCCCAGGUAGCUCGGCUGUGGGGCAUCCGCAAGAACCGUCCUGCCAUGAACUACGACAAGCUGAGCCGCUCCAUCCGCCAGUAUUACAAGAAGGGCAUCAUCCGGAAGCCAGACAUCUCCCAGCGCCUUGUCUACCAGUUUGUGCACCCCAUCUGAGGCUGUGGGCCAGGCCCAAGGCCUGGAACCUGCUGUCCCCAGGCCUCUGGCCUGCCUGCCCCUGCCUGGGCUGGACCCUGAGCUGGGGGAUAAUGGGUAGUCUGCUGGCAUUCCCAAGUCCAAGGUCAGUGAGGGGGAGGCCACUGCUCCCAGGGGUUUAAGUGGGCUCUCUGGGGCUCAGGGACCCUAGGGUGGAGUGCUUCCUCCUCAGGCCUGACUACUCACAUGUCCAGUCUUUUGGAGGGUGGAGGGAGACAGGGCCAUUCUUGGUGUUCACCACUCUCCAGGGAAGGACCUCCUUCCAAAGGCCUGUGACCCUGGAAUUUUCAGAGCAGAGCCUACAGAAUGGCAGUGACUUG
Molecule: messenger RNA, 1752 nt
Organism: Otolemur garnettii (small-eared galago)
Lineage: Eukaryota; Metazoa; Chordata; Mammalia; Primates; Galagidae
Gene: SPDEF
Product: SAM pointed domain containing ETS transcription factor
Exons: 5
Coding region: 434-1393 (319 amino acids)
Biological process (GO): cell differentiation; regulation of transcription by RNA polymerase II
Cellular component (GO): nucleus
Molecular function (GO): sequence-specific DNA binding; DNA-binding transcription factor activity, RNA polymerase II-specific
Source: RefSeq, a predicted model, not a curated record